Momordica charantia (bitter melon) is the source of this 2239-nucleotide messenger RNA. Its product is annotated as interactor of constitutive active ROPs 3. The record is from RefSeq and is a predicted model, not a curated record. NCBI's taxonomy places the organism in Eukaryota, Viridiplantae, Streptophyta, Magnoliopsida, Cucurbitales, Cucurbitaceae.
GCCGCUAAUUCCACUGCUUUCUCUCUCUUUGAAAAUUGCGUCUCUCCCAAUCGAUAAAUAGGGAUAGAAAAAUCAUCGGAAAUCGGGCGAACCAGAAGAAAAACGAAGCUCCCAUUAUCCAUUAAUGUCCCUUUAUUGCCACUCAGAAUAUUCCUUCACCAUCAGAAACCAGAACCGGAAGAAGACGACGAACAAGACGACCCUUCCCAGAGUUGCAGGUUUGGUGGGUCAGGAAGCAUUGAAGGAGGAUAGCAUAGACUAAGCUUUCGUUUACUUCCUUUUCGAAAGGGUAGCUAUGCAGACCCCAAAAUCAAGAAAUUCCUCGGCAGAAGCUCCUCAAAAGGUUACUCCACGAGUUGCUCGGAAACUUCGGCCCACCGCUCUGGAAUGUGAUUCUGCUUCCUCCUCAAACCAAGCAAAUAAAACCAUUAAAGAACGAAGCCCUAAAGUUAUUGAUCGAAAGUCACCCAGAAGCCCUGCAUGCGAGAAAAAGCGUCCGAGCAAGAUAUCUGAGUUGGAAUCCCAGAUUUCUCAGCUCCAGGAGGAUCUGACGAAAGCAAAGGACCAGUUAUGUUUAUCAGAAUCAUGGAAGAAGGAAGUCGAGCAAGACGCGGAGUUGUCCAAGAAUCAAUUAGUAGCCAUGACCUUAGAGCUUCGAGAGUCUCAAAAGCAAGUACUUGAGCUAUCCGCUUCCGAGGAAGCUCGUGUUAUUGAACUACAAAAGAUCUCUCAAGAGCGAGAUCGAGCCUGGCAAUUGGAGCUUGAGGGCAUUCAAGAACAGCACAAAGUCGACUAUGCUGCAUUGGCUUCUGCUGUGAAUGAGAUUCAGCAGCUAAAGACCCAGCUUGAGAUGGUAGCUAAAUCUGAAACAAAACAGACUGAGCAUGCAGAUUCAGCUAAUAAUGAACUCGAUAGCUUGAGAAGAAACCUUGCAGAAACUCUGUGUCUUGUCGAAAGAAUGAAAGACGAACUGAGUACUUGCCGAGAAUCCGAAGCUCAGGCUCGGUUACUUGCUAGUGAAACUCUAGCACAACUUGAAGAUGCCAAAAAGCGGGUGGAGGAGCUCAGAGCUGAUGGUAUAGAAGCAAUGAAAGCUUACCACUCCAUUGCUUCAGAGUUGGACGAGGCGAAGGCACGUGUUAACUUAUUAGAAGAACUUGUUAGUAAACUCGAAACAGACAUCGCUAAUGCUAGCAAUAACCUUUUGCAACAUCCAGCAGUUAAAAACGAGGAAAUGAGGGAAGAAGAUCAUGUUGAAGAAGUUUGUUGUAUGAAGUCACAGAUUGAGCAACUGAAAUCAGCCCUGGAAAUGGCUGAGACCAAAUACCAUGAAGAACAAAUUCAGAGUGCAGUCCAGAUAAGAACAGCUUAUGAACAGGUCGAGCAGAUUAAAUCCAACAUGAAUUCUAGGGAGGCUGUUCUUGAGCAGGAACUGAAAAAAUGCAAGGCUGAUAUCGAGGAGCUGAAGGCUGACUUGAUGGAUAAGGAGACUGAAUUGCAGGGCAUCUCAGAGGAGAACGAGCAGCUGCACACAAAGAUUCAGAAGAACCUAUCUAGCCAGAGGGAAUACGAACUCGAAAAGGAGAUUAAGGAAUUAAAGGAGCAUCUUGCAGAGUUGAAGUUGAAUCUCACAGAUAAGGAGAGAGAAUUGCAUAAUGUUUCGGACGAGAACGAGACGCUAAAACUAGACAUGAACAAAAGGAUAAUGCUUCGAGCAAAAGCAAACGACGGGACUACAGAAGUCGACGAUGCAACGGCUGCUGAGCGAGAGGCUCUCACAAGACUUGGGAUUGUGAUGGAGGAGGCAGACAAAAGCAACAAGAGGGCCGCUCGAGUGUGCGAACAGUUGGAGGUUGCACAGGCAGCUAAUGCUGAGAUAGAGACAGAGUUGAGACGGCUGAGGGUGCAGUCGGACCAAUGGAGGAAGGCAGCAGAGGCAGCAGCCGCUAUGCUCUCCGCGGGAAGUAACGGGAAGUUCAUGGACCGAUUGGGAUCGUUGGACAGCAGCUAUGAUUCAGGUGCAGGGAAGUUGAACAUGUCUUAUUGUGAAGAAAUAGAUGAUGAUUUGCUGAAAAAGAAAAAUGAGAAUGUGUUGAAAAAGAUAGGGGUGCUGUGGAAGAAGCAACAGAAAUGAAAUGAGGUUGGCAUAUCUAAAUCUAACCUUGUAUUAUGAAAACUAUAUUUGCAUAUUUUUUAGGCUGUAUUUUCUCUUAAUAUGAUGGGAUGUUGUUUCUCUUUA